Messenger RNA from Lotus japonicus, 1369 nucleotides. RefSeq names its product probable protein phosphatase 2C 39. NCBI's taxonomy places the organism in Eukaryota, Viridiplantae, Streptophyta, Magnoliopsida, Fabales, Fabaceae. Bases 253 to 1101 code for a protein of 282 amino acids. Gene Ontology annotation, cellular component: nucleus; cytosol. Gene Ontology annotation, molecular function: protein serine/threonine phosphatase activity. The transcript has 5 exons. Gene Ontology annotation, biological process: protein dephosphorylation. The record is from RefSeq and is a predicted model, not a curated record.
GAUUUUCAUAGUUAUCGAAGAUGCUGGAACAAGACAGAGAGGCCAGGAAAAACGCGUCUUCCUUAAUUGCGUGGUUAGCGGCAAAACAUUGGGAAGUAACAAAAGUCGUGUCAAUGCACCAGUGAUCCUCAUCAUCCUUCACAACACACUCGUCUUUCUCUCAAUCCUUUCCAUUUUCUCUUCUUUCUUCUCUCUCUGUCUCUUCAUCUUCUCCACACACUCUUCUAGAUUCUACAAAUACAGGUUCAAGCCAUGACUGGCAGAGAGAUUCUCCAUAAGAUGAAGGAAAAAGUUUUGGGCUCAUCUGAUCCUGAUUCAGGGAAAGGUAAGAGCAAGAUGUCGAAGAAUAUAACUCAUGGCUAUCAUUUGGUAAAAGGAAGAUCAGAUCAUGCCAUGGAAGAUUAUGUUGUUGCUCAAUUUAAGACAGUUGAUAACAAUGAGUUGGGUCUAUUUGCAAUAUUUGAUGGCCACUCAGGUCACAAUGUACCUGAUUACUUGCAGUCUAAUUUGUUUGAUAAUAUCUUAAAAGAGCCUGACUUCUGGACUAAACCAGUGGAAGCCGUGAAGAAAGCAUAUGUUGAUACUGAUUCUACUAUUUUAGAGAAAUCAGGUGAAUUGGGUAGAGGGGGUUCAACUGCAGUUACAGCAAUAUUAAUCAACUGUCAGAAGCUAGUAGUGGCCAAUCUUGGGGAUUCUAGAGCUGUCUUAUGCAAAAAUGGGGAAGCCAUUCCACUGUCAGUGGAUCAUGAACCAGCCACAGAAUCUGAGGAUAUAAGAAACAGAGGUGGUUUUGUAUCAAACUUCCCAGGGGACGUUCCACGUGUUGAUGGGCAGUUGGCAGUGUCAAGGGCAUUCGGGGACAAAAGCUUGAAGAAACACUUGAGCUCAGAACCACAUGUGACAGUGGAGCUGAUAGAUGAUGAUGCAGAAUUUAUUAUAUUAGCCAGUGAUGGGUUAUGGAAGGUGAUGUCAAAUCAAGAAGCAGUGGAUGCUAUCAGAAAUGUAAAGGAUGCUCGUUCUGCAGCAAAGAACCUUACAGAAGAGGCACUUAAGAGGAACAGCUCAGAUGACAUCUCUUGCGUUGUUGUGAGACUUCAGUGAUCACAUAACUCACGUGGUAGUUUUUUUUAUUACAAGCUUGGAAGUGUAAUAUAAUACUUCAGUGUAUAGAAGGAUAAAGGUUUGGUGAUAUCCAUUAGGCUUUAUUAUUUCGAUGCAUUCAGUGUUUGAUGAUUUCUUUCUUAGUGUUGUUUGUUAUAAGCCUAUAACGAUGUAAAAAGGAUUUAGUUUUGGAUUGUCUAGACCAAAGUAAUUCGUAUGAAGGCAAGGAAGAUUCAUCAAUCUCAGUGAUUUGAAGACCCUUUAGUUA